CGAACGCGGAUCACAUUCAAACUCACUCCGUUGCAAACUGUGCAUGCACCCUGUCGUGUUGUCGUUUCAAUUGUCCUGUUGCGUCUUGAAACAUUCUCCCACCCCUAAAUAAACUACUCUAAAUACUCGAUAGCAACAAAACCAGUGUGGAUUUGUGAUUAAACUUUCUGUUGUUUUCUCACCUCAAACUAUCAAAAUUUCUUCUACAGACCAAAAUGAACCCGAAAGUAUCCCUGGUCCCUCUAAAGAACCAUCUCCGCUUUAUGACAACAAUCACUACCACGAAGAAUGUCUACGAUGUAAUUCGUGCGGUCUUAACCUGACGGGCCCAAAUCAGAAACGGGCACGGCGUUUCAAGAAUCAGAUACUCUGCGAUCUCCAUUUUGCCGACGUGGCCCUUAUGGAGUGCAGCGAUUUUAUGCAGCAACUACGCAGUUUUAAGCCUCAGAGUUUGGGAUGCGCAGUAGCGAGGAGGAAAAGCAGCACUACGCUCAUAUUCCCGUUACCACCGCAGGCGUGCUCUGAUGAAUUUUGCGAAGAAUUCCCGCACAAUUUUAUCCCGACGCCUGGAUAUUGGAUCGAAUGUUCCAGGCAAAAAAUUACUUCGGAUACGAUAUGGGACGAAAGCGAAUCGGACCACGAAAACGAAAUUCAGGAAGCGAACGAAGACGGAACUCCUGACGGCACCGACCAAGAAAAUGGACAUCACGGUAUCAAAAGAAGAGAUCGCAGUUGCAAUGACUUAUACGAAGACGACGAAGAAGAUGACAGUUCAUCGCCCAGAAAAAAGACUACAAUUGAAGAACAGUGGGAGAAGAAUCAGGGUUUUGAACUCACGAGUGUGGAACAGGAAACUUAUGAGAAAUAUUUUUAUGGAACCGAACACUGGAACUACUUUACAAACGACGAAGACUUAGGGCCGGUGAUAUUGUCGAUAAAACAGGAAACUUUAAACGGGCGAGAUCAAUUUCGGAUAUUGGUAAGGGCAAUCAGCUACACAGUUCACGGUCUCAUUCCGGCCAGCUGCGUUUUCGCAGACAGGUAUAAUCGAGAGGAAGUGGUUAGGUCUUUGGGGAAAGAGGUAAACAUAAAUCCUCCAUUAAUACUGGGACAACUACCGGAUACGCCAGAGGAACUGCUUAAAUUAGACCAGGUCUUCAUUAAAUCAGAAUUGAAGGUCGGUGUGAUCUAUGUAAAAGAAGGACAGUACACUGAAGAGGAAAUUCUAGAUAACAACGACAAUUCGCCGUUAUUUGAGGAAUUUUUGCAAAUUAUGGGGGAGAAAGUACGGCUUAAAGGGUUUGAUAGAUAUAAAGGUGGAUUAGAUACCGUACACGAUUUAACAGGGUUGUAUUCGGUGUAUACCAACUGGCGAAAUAUAGAAAUAAUGUUCCACGUUAGUACACUUUUGCCUUACGAGAAGCAUGACCCUCAGAAGCUGCAAAGGAAAAGGCACAUAGGUAACGAUAUUGUCUGCGUUGUGUUCCUCGAAGCGGACAAUACGUCUUUUUCACCGGCUUGUAUUAAGAGCCAUUUUUUACAUACUUUUAUUUUAGUUCGGACGUCGGCUAGAAUAAAACGAAAACCGACUAGAUAUGAAGUAUCAGUUGUUACGAGAGACGAAGUCGGUGCUUACAAACCUUAUCUUUGGGAACAAAGUCUCUUCGACAAAGGUCCCAUGUUCAGGGAAUGGCUGUUGACGAAAAUAGUCAAUGGGGAGAGGGCGAGUUACUCCGCUCCGAAAUUUGCAAGAAUGCAAGAGAGGACGAGAUCUCAAAUGCUGGAAGACAUCGUCGCCAAUUUACAAAACCAUGCGGAGACUGGACAGAUUCCGAAACCUUACAGGAGAGGUUCUUGGAGGCCGAUAGGUCAUAUGCGUCCAUCCUCUCCAUUGUUGGAUAGCGUCAGGGACCAGUUCGAAGACUACGAUCAAAUAGCCAAAGAUUUUACAAAAUUCUUCUUAAACACCGACGAGAAUUCCGCCACUAACGCUCAAUUAUUCGACGUUACAUUUUUAGUGGGGCAAAGUAAACAAAAAGUUAAAUUAGUUGGGGUUCGAGCGAUAUUGGGAGUGAGAAGCAGAGUCUUUCAGGAAAUGCUUUAUGGGAUACAAACGGGUUUUGGUUCACCACAAGUGCCAGUAGCGGAGCUUCUAGCUAGGCCGGUACCAACAUUACUUAGUCCGCAACAGUCCAGACCAAAAUCGAGCAAUUUUCUACAAGUUCCCGAUAUCGAAAGUCCUCGUCCGAAAAGCGUGCCCAGUUCUCCCAUGGUGAAACGGGCAUUCACGAGAUUAGGCACAAUCACUGCCGGUUGGGGCAGAUCGAUACGUAAGCACAACGCACAACAGUUGUCGGCCGACGACAAAAAGAAAUGGGCAAGCAGUCAAGACUGUUCCAACAAAGACGGGAAGGACAAAGAGGGAAAAGAGAAAUGCCCCACACAGCUUCCGGUUCCAAGGCUAAGUGUGUGCGCGGAUGCUCAGAAAGUGGACAGAGCAAAAUUAGCUCAGACAGAAUUCUCCAUUAUCGAGUUUGAUUCAGACACCUUUAGAAUAUUGUUGGACUACUUGCACACAGGAUCCUGUCCACUAACUUGUUCAACGAUACCCGGCUUGAUUUGUGCAGCUGAACACUAUGACCUACCUGAUUUACUGCAAGCGUGUUUUCAUCACGCCAAACAAUUUUUAAGAAUCGACGUGGUAUGCUGCAUGCUGUGCUCGUUGGAGAAUUACUACUGGAGGUACACUUCGGCGUCUGAACUUGUGAACAUGAUAUUGGCUUUCGUAGAGACGAGGUCGUAUGCCUUAUUCCAAAAUUCCGAAUUUUUGAAUUUGAGCGAGUCUAUGGUCCAAAUGAUCAUGUGCAGGAAUCUAGAAAUUCCCGAAAUUAGAAAAUUCGAAGCUAUGCUCGCGUGGGCGCGGCAUAAAAUUCGCACUAAAACGUCGAGUAAGCUCGACGCUAAACUAGAAUUUAAAUGCAUUAUGGAAAGGCUGGCAAGGGAUUUAAAGUUAUAUAGAAUAUCUCCGAAUGAACUCAUAAAGGUUGUACUUCCUUCAAAAGCCAUCAAAAACGAAAGAAUACUGGAAACGCUAAUGUUCCAAGCGAAUUCUGGAAUGUACAGGAUACAAGACUCUUACAUUAAAGAAUGUACUCAAAGACUGCAAAAACAAGACUCCCGGUUUUCAGAGUGGGAAUCGUUCGACUAUAGUAAUUGAGACAAGUAGAUUACCGCCAUUAUUAACUAAUUUUUUAGGGUAGAUGACAAUCAUUUCGGUGAGCAUUUUCCCAGUAAGUGGCAUCCGUGUAGGAUUUCAUUAAUUAGGUAUUCCAAAAAUCAGAGGACCACUAUUUCGCUUUCAUUUCCCUUUUCAAAUUUUUGAGCAAAGGUGCCUUCUUAAGCAAUAUUAUUGUUAUUAUGCGGUCUCAUUGAUUUGGAUUAGCAAAAUUAUUAGCGCAGAUUUGAAAUUAUGUUCUUUAACGCUACGAGAUUUUUAAUUUUUUGCUGUUAGCGAUUUGCUGAGGAAAUGCUCAAUAAAAUUCAAACUUAAUUAUGUAAAAAAGUUGCGAACAGAAUAUGACCGUUAAGAUCUGGGAUCAAAACCAUAAAACAAGUAUUUGUUAUUCGUCAAUGUGUAAAAAAGUACGCAGGACAAUCCUUAAGUCGUAAUAAGUUGUAAAAAGUGUUUGCCUUCUAUGUCCACGUGAUCUCAAAUUUACAUUUUGUGUGUCUCUGUUUGAUCCAGGAAACCUUCGAAAUAUAUCUAUAUGGACGUUUUUUAUUUACAACUUGCGAUAAAUACUACUGAAACCAUUGAUUUUAGAGCGCCCUGCUAAUAUUUUUAGAUUUUUUAGAAACUUGUUUAUAAAGAAGAUUUUUCUAAAUUAUCUGAUGCUAGUUGUUACGGAUAGAAACAUAGCAAACCAUUUUGCGUGAUACAGCAUUUACGAUCCCACGUCCAGCAGCAGUUACCAAGAGAUAAACGGCUUAUCUUUAAUUAUAAUUCCAUGAAAUUUUCCUGGAAUUCCUUGUAAUCCUUCAAAGGAAUUCCGCCGUAAUUAAUUAAAAUUCCUAUACUAUUACUAUUUUGCGACACUUUUGCAUGACACCUCGGUGCCCUAAAAACGCACUUUUUCAAUUUUACCCGGAACCUCAGAAAAAUGAAAAAGAGUUCAUGAAAAUUUUUUGCUGGCACUCUUACGGAAACCGCAAGUCUCUCAAAAAUGUCGAAAAAUAGACACAAUAAUUCUGCUGCAGUUUGCAAAUCCAGAAUAAUUUCUCGAUUUGUAAUAUAAAAGUUUAGAGAUUUUUUGUGCAAAACCUGAUCAAGCUCCUCCCGCACCUACGGCCGUCAUCCAAAAUUUUCGUUUUUGAACUGGAAUUUCAACGAUAACUAACCGACUCAAAUUGGUCCACUUGACUAGACUCGUUUAGGAUUUCUGUCAAUUAUUCUGUCACUUUGUAUAUCGAGGUUACGCAAGAAUCGUAAACCUAAUAGGAUUGCCUAAUCCGCCAAAUGUGUUCGCAAGUGCAAUGCGAAAACUCUCGCUGGCUGUGACGUAGAUGAAAUCCUGUAUUGGCGGGUUUACUAUGUUAAUGUAUAGAAAUAAUCUGAAACUGACCCCGAGUUUUGAUGGACUUUGAGUAUUUUGAGUAGCUAAUAUAGCAUUUUGUUUGGAUAAUCACUCGUUAUUUUCAUUUAAUGUCAACAUUAAUCCGUUUUAGUACUUAUUUAAUAAUUAUUGGGAAGUAGCGUAGGGCAGGGUCUCAGGUAGGGUAAAAAUUAAUUAAAUAUUGUUACAGAUAAAUGCAUAAAAUUAGCAAACAAAACGAUUUACUUGUAAAAAUUUGUGUUUUACGGCAUUCUACCAUUUUAAAUAUACAAAAAUCAACAAAUACUUAUAAAGUACAAAUCCCUAUUUUUCGAUAUAUUAAAGAACAUACUCAUACUUACCUCCCAACUAAUAACACCGCUAAUAAGCAGCACGAACACAAAACUUUUAAGUCUUUGUUUAAGGUUAAAAUACUGUUUUUCUCACUUCUCGCCAAUCAAGCACAUACAAUUUUAAAAUAUUUGUUAAAGCUUAAAAACACUGUUUUGUCCAAGUUUUUUUUACAGAAAUACAAUUAACACAAACAUAAGCGCACUACUCACUAGUUUAAAUUAUUUUAAUUGUUCAAACACAAAAUAAAACGGUUUAAUACGCCUUCAAAUGCAUUGACAGAAUACACAAAAACCGUUAGAGGACUUCGCUUACCUCACAAGCGACCACGUGCGAUCGAUAAUUUUGGCGAACGUAUGUCUUAUGGGAUUGGGCAAUCCUAUUAGGUUUACGAUUCUUGGAGGUUACGUAUUUAUUUAUUUUAUUUAUGUAUUUAACAGAAUUCCAAUGCGCACUUGAGUCAUCAAAUUGGCAUAUUGUCAAACUUCGAGAUGUAUGUCGUGUUAAAAAUUAAUAUCAAAAGUGGCGGUAGCGGUCAUUAAGGAGUUUCCAGCUUUUCAUGGGCGUUAAUAAUUCUUAAAAAUAAAAAAACAUCACGGUAUUUUACUUCAUUAAGUUUUAAUAAAUUAAUAAACAAAUUAAUUUAGCUUGAUUGCUUUAACCGUUAAUAACAACUAAUUUACAAUAUUAUGUCACCAAUUAAAUUUGGCAGCAAAGGGCUAAAAAAAAUAAAUAAUCAAGAUUGUUCACAGCGCAAUUAAAAUUUAUUUAAUUUCGGAGAUAAUAGUUUCGGUAAUAUUUAUAACUUGUUUCAUUUUUCCCUCGAAUCACAGUAUUUGUUCCCUGUGCUAAAAUGUAUAUGAAAUCAAAAAAUUUAGCAGGUUAAAGCGGACCUUAUUUUCGGGUUGUUUAAAAUAGAUUGAACGUUUAAUCCCAAAAAUGUUCGUACGUAGAUUUCUUCGGAAACACGAAGAAUACUGUAAUAUAUUAAAUAGAUAUUGAUGUGUUCGAUGUUACCUUAUAAAGAACAAAAAAAGGACGGAAACACUACACAGUGUUCCAAAGACUUGAUAUAUUUUAAUUACCUUAGAUAGCGAAAAAAUGUUAACAUAUUUUGAUACUAAAUUUCUUAAAUGAUCUAAGAUUAAAUGCGGAUACUUUGUUUAUUAAACAUCUCAAAUGCUUUUCCGUGGCCGAAUAAUUGAAAGUCGUUUCUCAUCGUCGCAAAAAAAAUAUUUCAACCACCACUACUAAUUUUUUAAAUGUCCAGACCAAGAACAUCUUUUUCAAGCAGUUGCGUUUGAAUUCGAAUUUCGAAUCAACCUGUUCUCGGUCAAAAAAAUUAUUCUCAGCACAGGUUCAUGUUCCCAUGGAAAACAACAUUUAAUAGACGUCACCGAUCAAGUUAAAUAAUUUUCCGCAAAAACCCAUAAAUUGUUAAAGAUGGUAGAAUAUAGUAAUUUUUCUACAAAGAAAAUUAUAAAUUAUUUGUAAAUAACUAUUAAACAAAAUAACUCCUUCUAGAUAGUUAUAAGUAUAAUCCAAAAUUUGAAGAGUCAAUGAUUUUAUAAACAAAGUAACUUGUCGACGUGUGUUUCUCAUCUUUAAGUGUAAGUUUUUAAGUUUUCUAAGAAACUGGUUUAUGAUAAGUGUCUUAUUAUAGAUAUAAUAGAUCUACAUAAUAUUAUGUGCGGGAUACGUGUAAAAAGCACGCGAAUUAUUGCGAACUUUUUGUGUCGCCUCCAAGUAUUACUAAAAAAUUUGUAACAAAUGUUGUCUGUUUAAAUAAAAUGGAAGGUGUUUAUUAAGAACUAUGCUUUUCGUCUGAAAAAAUAUAUCGAUUGUUAAAUUCUUGUUCAUAUUACAAAAUAUUCAACUCUGUUAUAGUACAAAUCUGGACAUGUUUUUCCUAACUUAAACAAACAAUAUGGAAUCACUAAUGGGCAAAAAAUGUUACCAAAACUAAAGAAAAGUUCGACACAGAUUUGGUCUAUUCAUUUUAUAGUGGGGACAAAUAGAAAAUGUAUAUUUAUCAAUUUUAUAUCUGCAUACACGAAAGUUUCAUGAUUAUAUUAUGGAUCACAAAAAAGUUUUUGGUAAAAAAUGUCCUUCUUUUGUAGAUGCCAAAUUUUCACAGUUUAAAUUGAAAAGUUUUAUUUCAAAUUAUUAUAGAGUUGUAGUUUGCAUCGCUUUUAUAAAAAUUUGAGCAGUAUGAGUAAUCAACGAAAGUUUCCACAAAGUUGUCUCCCUAUAAUAAUAAAAUGGACGAAAUUGCCGAAGAAUACCCUGUAUAUUAUUAACGACUCACCCCGUAGGUAGGUGUACGGGAAAAUAGUUAAUUGAAACUAUGAACACAAAAUUAAACAACAUAUAAUUUUUUAAUAGUUAUGAAUUUUCAAGUUUAAAUAAUAAAAAUUUCGCUUUUAUGCAGUCCAUGUCCGUAACUAUGUUUGAUGUUAGCAACACAAGAAAUUAGACAAGUUGCACAGGACAAACUAAGUAUAAAUAUACUAAAGAAAAGAUGUCAUACGGAUAGUCGAUAGUCGAUAGAAAUUUUCACUGAGAAUUGAAAAGAAAAAUGAAGAAAAACUGUCUAUAAUCGAAAAAAAAAUAAGUCGCUUAAUAUAACACUUUGAUGAAUAUUUUGUUAAAAUGUACUAAAUUUUAUGACUUAUUAUUGAUUGAGUGAAACAGAUAAAAACUAUUCUCUGUUAGAUAUUGUAAUUUAUUCUAACACCAAAAAAUUCAAUGUGAAAAAUGAAAAAUGUUGUUUCUGUAUGUGUACUACAUUAAUAUAAAUGGUAUUAUAUUCUAAAGCGAUAUUCUUUACAAGUAUAUUUUUCCGCUAUUUCCUGGUAGUCCGUUUUGAUCUCGCGAAGUGAUACAACAGUUUUUACAAAAUUUUUAUCAGUUCAAACUUCAACUCGCAAUUGUUAUUAUUAUAUUACAUAAUGAAAAAUUAUACAUUUUCUAGAGUAAUACUUCAAAAUCGCCACUUUCUGUUGUAUGCCAAAAGUGCUAAAACAAUCAAACAAACGAUCUUAACAAACUUAAUAUGCCAUAUGUGAAAAUUAAAUUAGUUUUCCCGCUUAUCUGUAACUAUAACCGAAUUUCAAAAAGGGCUUCCAAAGGAAAUGCAGAUUUUUUUUUGUAAUAAAGUUUAAAGUGGAAUAUUUAUGUUUGGUUUUAUUUUGCAAAUAUUUAUUAGAUA
Messenger RNA from Cylas formicarius (sweet potato weevil), 8154 nucleotides. RefSeq lists its product as uncharacterized. Bases 401 to 3217 code for a protein of 938 amino acids. The record is from RefSeq and is a predicted model, not a curated record. The transcript is spliced from 15 exons. NCBI's taxonomy places the organism in Eukaryota, Metazoa, Arthropoda, Insecta, Coleoptera, Brentidae. Gene Ontology annotation, cellular component: cytoplasm. Gene Ontology annotation, molecular function: protein binding; GTPase activator activity. Gene Ontology annotation, biological process: regulation of small GTPase mediated signal transduction; activation of GTPase activity.